Messenger RNA from Acanthochromis polyacanthus (spiny chromis), 2068 nucleotides. It is a transcript of the gene lyve1b, whose product is annotated as lymphatic vessel endothelial hyaluronic receptor 1b. Gene Ontology annotation, cellular component: plasma membrane. Gene Ontology annotation, biological process: cell adhesion. Gene Ontology annotation, molecular function: hyaluronic acid binding; transmembrane signaling receptor activity. The transcript has 6 exons. The record is from RefSeq and is a predicted model, not a curated record. Lineage: Eukaryota; Metazoa; Chordata; Actinopteri; Pomacentridae. The coding region runs from base 74 to 1681 and encodes 535 amino acids.
GCUCUGCUCCUCUAUGUUCACAUUAUUUGGUUCUUCACUUUCGCCCGCUUCAGUUAUAUUUUUCAUAUAAAACAUGAUGAGACUUUUUUGCUUUUCUCAGUUUUUAUGUCAGUUUUUGGCAGUGUUUUUGCUGACAUCGGAGUCGAGCCUCACCAAAGUUUCACCUCAGAGUCACUCAGUUGCUGGCAUCUUCAUGGCCAAUAAAGAAGGAACUUACACCUUGAACUUCACUGCAGCCAGAGCAACCUGCCUGUUUCUGAAUGUCACUAUGGCAACCAGAUCCCAGAUGGAGAGAGCAGUACAGCGUGGACUAGAGACGUGCAGAUAUGGCUGGAUAGCUGAACAGAUUGCAGUAGUGCCACGACUGACAUCCAACAACAACUGUGGAAAAGGCAAAACUGGAUUGGUGACGUGGUUUGCGCCAGCAGAUAAACCAUUUAAUGUCUUCUGCUUUAAUGAAUCAGAUUUUGAGGAAACUUUGAAAACAUCGACAACUGGCCCACAAUCCUCCAUGUCUUCUGCCACACUGACAACCUCAACCCUAUCCUCAAGAUUUACCAUACCUCCGGUCAGAUCGACACCUCCGGUCAGAUCGACUCCUUUAUUCAGAUCGACACCUCCGGUCAGAUCGACACCUCCGGUCAGAUCGACUCCUUUAUUCAGAUCGACACCUCCGGUCAGAUCGACACCUCCGGUCAGAUCGACACCUCCGGUCAGAUCAACUCCUUUAUUCAGAUCGACACUUCCGGUCAGAUCGACACCUCCGGUCAGAUCGACACCUUUAUUCAGAUCGACACCUCCGGUCAGAUCGACACCUCCGGUCAGAUCGACUCCUUUAUUCAGAUCGACACCUCCGGUCAGAUCGACACCUCCGGUCAGAUCGACACCUCCGGUCAGAUCGACUCCUUUAUUCAGAUCGACACCUCCGGUCAGAUCGACACCUCCGGUCAGAUCGACUCCUUUAUUCAGAUCGACACCUCCGGUCAGAUCGACUCCUUUAUUCAGAUCGACACCUCCGGUCAGAUCGACACCUCCGGUCAGAUCAACUCCUUUAGCCAGAUCGACACCUCCGGUCAGAUCAACAUCUUCAGUUAGAUCAACAAUCAAGCCAACCAGAAAGUCAACUAUAACUGAAUCCCCUGAGCAGACACCCUUAACUUCUGCUCCCCUGGUCCAGACAACACCUUCAACUAGGAUUUCCUCCUCCACUCCCUCUUCCCUUACCCCUUCCUCCACCCAUAUUGCUGCUCCUCUUCCUCACCUUAUCACCUCAAAACCAACUAUAGUCAGUGUUGCCUUUUCUACUUCCGGCCAUGCCUCCAACAUCUCUGUUUCCUCAGAGUCAGUGUCGUCACAGUCUGUGAGCUCUACAAAACCUUCUCUAGGGGUUGUACCUACUGCACUCAUCGUUGUUAGCAUCAUUAUCCUGCUCCUGACAGCAGCUGGUGCUGUGUGGUACUACACAUUGAAAAGGAAUAUUUGCACCUUUUGGUCUCAGGGGCAGCAGAGGGACGACAUCGAGACGAAGAUGUUGGAGCACACUGGCAGUGAGAUGGAGCUACACAGCCAGUGUGGAGCAGGGGAAGAUGAUGAUGAAGAAGAAGAAGAAUCAUACAGGAAGUACUCUAGUGAUAUCACGCUGUGUGUGGAUCCAGGUAUCAAAGCAAACUUCUCAGAUUAGCCUCAGCACAUUUCUUUAGGUGUUUUGUGGAAAUUAAUAGAAUGAUUAACAGCACUGAUAGACACCUAUGGCUGAAAGCUUCAGAAAUGCGGAUUGUUAUAUUAUCAAAGUAAUUGUAAAUAUGCUAAUGUAGUUCCUUUUUGUUCAGUUAUGAUGUUGUUGCACUGCAGGAUGAAUUUGGAAUCUAUCACAUGCCUCCCUGAUAGGUUUGUGUGACUUAAAGAUCUAAAGUGCAUGCAUGCUUUGGACAUUAUUGUACUUAUUGUGUCUUUUUCUAUAAAUGUACAGUUAUUGAGAUUAAAAACUGCAGCUCUCCAGUGUUUGGGUGCAUAUGCCUGUGAAUUUCCACGUUAUGUAUUUUUUUAAAAAUAAAUCUACCUACUUUUA